This is a messenger RNA of Brassica oleracea var. oleracea, 1137 nucleotides long. RefSeq names its product probable disease resistance protein RPP1. Bases 377 to 1117 code for a protein of 246 amino acids. Gene Ontology annotation, biological process: signal transduction; defense response. The transcript is spliced from 4 exons. The record is from RefSeq and is a predicted model, not a curated record. Lineage: Eukaryota; Viridiplantae; Streptophyta; Magnoliopsida; Brassicales; Brassicaceae.
UCUCUUCUCCACAAGGACGGUUUCGUUUGAUCCAAAUCACCUCAUGCCACCGGAAGCCUCUCGAUCUCACUCCUCUUCUCGGAUCAUUUAGUAGUUACCGAAACACACUCGACUUACCGUAGCUGAAUAACGGCGACGGUAACCUCUGUCUCUCCUUAGAUGACGUCACAGACUUCGGGAACAACUUCUUCUACAACGAUUGCCCUGGCGUUGUUAACUUAUCUGAGCUCAAUGAUAACUCUUUAGGGUAGCUGAGCUUGGGUGUUAUGACAGCUAGUAGCUACCGAUCUUUUAUUGAUCAUGAUUGUCUUCCCAGACAACGCUUAUCAAAUCAGAUUGGUUUUUCUGAAAGACAUAUUUCAUCUCUGCUCGUCUGAUGGCUCUUUCUGCUUUGCCUCGCCAUUGUAAACACCAUGUCUUUCCGAGCUUCCACGGGAAAGAUGUCCGUAGAGGCUUUCUCAGCUGCUUGCUGAAGGAGUUCAAAGAGAAAGGAAUCGACGUCUUCAUAGACAAUGACUUAGAGAGGAGCAAGUUGAUUGGUCCCAAGCUUACAGAAGCUAUAAGAGGAUCGUUAAUUGCAAUUCUCUUGAUCUCGAGGAACUACGCUUCAUCAACAUGGUGUCUGAACGAGUUGGUGGAGAUCAUGAAGUGUAGGGAGGAAGAUAAGCAGACGGUGGAGGUGAUUUUCUAUGAAGUGGAUCCAUCUGACGUGAAAAAGCAGAAGGGAGAUUUCGGAGCUGUCUUUCAGAAAACUUGUGCAGAAAAAUCAACGGAGGAAGUUGAGAGAUGGAGACAAGCUUUGCAGAUUGUGACUCAAAUCGCUGGUUACCAUACAAGUAACUUUGAUGAUGAUGCAGUCAUGAUUGAAACAAUUGUUACCGAUAUUUCGAACAAGUUCAACGAUUCUACAACAUCAAAUGAUUCCAACAGCUUGGUUGGGAUUGGAACUCAUACCAAGGAGAUAGAGUCAUUGUUGUCCUUAGAAUCGGAUGAAGUCCGGAUGGUUGGUAUCUGGGGUCCUUCUGGAAUUGGUAAGACGACCAUCGCCAGAGCUUUAUAUAAAAAGCUUUCUAGUAAGUUUACACAUGCUGCUUGUAUUAGUUCGGUGCCCUUUUGAUCCAAAUCACCUCAUGCCAC